This is a messenger RNA of Didymodactylos carnosus, 426 nucleotides long. NCBI's taxonomy places the organism in Eukaryota, Metazoa, Rotifera, Eurotatoria, Philodinida, Philodinidae. The record is from the annotation of a GenBank genome assembly.
AUGGAAAAACGUCACGAAGAAGAACAAAUUGUAGCUGAGAAAUUAAGGGAUAUGGAAAAACAAAAGAUUGAAGAGAAAUAUCGUCUUCAUAGAAAUAAAAUCAAUCAAAUCUGGCUUCAAACAGACGCGUGCCAGGAAGUUCAACAAAAAAUGUUAAAGAAAUGUUUAACAUCUCAGAAAGAAGUUGCCAUUGCUAAUAUUAAAGUUAUCACAGCAGUGCGUGACGUCGUUGACGAAUUAAGAACAAAGCAUAAUAUCCCGACGUUUGACAAAAUAGUGGAAUCUUUGAACACUCAAUUGAACUACGCUGAAUCAACUAAACAAAGACUGACACAACAACAAAAUGAAUUUCACACGGCACUGGCUGAAUUCAACGGCGAAAAAAGAAAAGCUUUACAAGAAAUUCUCCUUAAUAAUGACCGGUGA